GUCUCUCAUACCACCACCAUGUUAGAAAUCGAUCCAUCGCAACAAUUAGCAUUCCGAGGCCCUCUGACUCGCCACGUUGAAGUUCAACUGGCCAUUAGUAAUCCCACCUCUGACUUUAUUGCAUACAAGAUCAAAACAACCGCACCUAAGCAGUACUGUGUCAAGCCCAAUUCUGGUAGAAUUGCUGCACAUUCUUCCAUAUCUAUUCAAGUCAUUUUGCAGCCAAUGAAAGAGGAACCGGCACCGGAUUUUAAGUGCAAGGACAAGUUUUUGAUUCAAAGCGUCGUCUUAACUCCCGAAACUGCGAAAGUCAGCUUGGCAGAUCUGGUAAGUGCACUUACACGUUAGAACAGACAGAAUAGCCCGCAGCCCAUGUGACACCAUUUCUAUGACUGUAGUGGACUAGCCUUGAGAAUGGACCAAAGGAUAAGAUUCAGCAGAAGAAACUUCGAUGCGUGUUUCUCUCUGAGCACGAGGAGCAAGAGCACCAGGCUGAGACUCUCAAGACGGAAGGCGGCGAGACCAACGAAGAAUUUGCUAACGCCAGCGC
Umbelopsis ramanniana AG is the source of this 550-nucleotide messenger RNA. RefSeq lists its product as uncharacterized. Bases 19 to 348 code for a protein of 109 amino acids. The record is from RefSeq and is a predicted model, not a curated record. Lineage: Eukaryota; Fungi; Mucoromycota; Umbelopsidomycetes; Umbelopsidales; Umbelopsidaceae. Gene Ontology annotation, cellular component: endoplasmic reticulum membrane; plasma membrane. Gene Ontology annotation, biological process: endoplasmic reticulum membrane organization. The transcript is spliced from 4 exons. Gene Ontology annotation, molecular function: FFAT motif binding.